UCCCUUACACUGAUAGUGACUACACAUAGAUUACAGUGCAUAGAAUAAGUUACGAUACGACUUGGGCGGCACCCACUUGUAGCAUAGAGCUAUAGGAAUAGUGUGUAAUCAUCUAAAUUUUUUGUUUAUAAACUUUGUCAAUGUGAUGAGUCUUGAGCUUUGUCGGACAGAAGGAUCAUCAUUCUCAACAAGGUGCACAACACUAUUUACAAUGUUCUUGGCAAAUCUGUGUUCCCGUAUUUGUGUCAUAGAAAAUCUCUGACUGACUCGGCAACAUUUCAACAGAGACUAGGAAGAGCCUUGACCAGAGAGUUCAUAUGGUCAUGAAUACGUUAUUCACCGUUUUGUUCGAUAUUGGACUAAUCUCACUUUUAAUUACAUGUUCAUCACAGCAGACGAUCACACUCAAAGUCAAUAAUAUCACGGACUAUGUUGAAGUUUACGCUGGCAGCAGCCUGGAAGUCCUGUGUUCGACCUCCACUGAGACGGGCCUGCCAAUAGUUCUCUACAGUCAACUGCAUAAACUCAAAGUGUCACAUGCUAGACAACUGAAUCACUUUAUGAUGACGAUGUCUCAUAAGGCCGACAAUUUUACCUUAAGUUGUCGUUGUGGACCUAUGGAAGCCACAGUCACAGUAGUCGUUCUUGAUUGUGAUGCCAACAAUCUCCAUUUCAUGGCCAACUCAGACAGUGGUAGCCUCGAAGUGAAGGCUGGCAGUCAGAUCUACUUCACGUGCACUGCAGACGCUAACUGUGGAGCCCAAAAGACAUUAGUCAUCAGCAUAGGUCCACAGGUUGUGUCCAGUGCCCGCUUGCCCAAUGCUACUCACUACACAGAGACCAGGACCUUCUGCGGCCAGUCCUUUACGAUGCGCUGUAAAGUAAUGGACCACGGGCCGUAUAGAGACAUUCCCGUCAAUGUGACAGCAUGCGAUGUGAGACCUCGCCAUGAAGUAACAACAAGGGCGGUCGCCCGUAAGACAGUACCGUCUUUUGAAGACAGUGGAAGUAUUGCUCUGGGCGUGUCUCUCGGAAUCACCUCCUUCUUAGUGUUCUCACUGUGUACUAUUUGCUUGUGCUGCUGGUGCUCUAACCGUCGGUCCAGAAGACAUCAGGAAGGCCAGGCACGUUCUCCACCACCUGUUUCUUUCACAUCGACCGACCACCAGGUGACGGUGACAACUGACCACAUUCAGGAAAACAGAAAUGGCCACAUCUUUCAUACUGACACCAGUCUUCAGGAAGGUUUGAGUUCCGCCUCUGUCACUGAUCCCCCAGACUACAGUAGUCUUCCUCCGUCGUACGAUGACGUUGUCCACAAUUAUAAACAGAUUCAACGAGCGAAGUACUCACCUAAAAAUAAUGGAAUUAUUGUGACACCUUUAUAGACUUGUAGAUUUCUUGAAACAUAAACUAGUGGCUUCCUAUAACGAUACGUCUCGAUAGAGGUCAUGUGUGUUUGGCAUCAUUACUCUAAGUGUAUCCAUAAUUCUUCGAUAUUCUUCAAUAUAGUUCCAUUUUUAAUGAUACACUUGAGUAUGUCCCUAUCUGUGGAUGUCAUUGCGUCAGAGGAAGUGACGCUUUUAUCAAUUGGAAGCCUCUUAGAUUUUCAAUAUAUAUGCAUUAUAUGCAUUAAAUAUAUAUAUAUAUAUAUAUAUAUAUAUAUAGUAUUAUAUACAUCCUUCUUUAUUAUAGUUAGUAUUUAUAUAUUUUUUUAAUGCUGUUUAUAUGUGAAGGCCCCAUUAGUGGGUAAGACACUGUACUAUUUGGUAAAUCCGGUCCUGGACAGAGACCUUUGUUAAUAGCCAGACCGUUGAAAGUUUUGACUUUUGACCUUGUGUGACAGUAUGUUUGCGAGAGUGUGUGUUUGUAGAUUUAAUCUCGUUACUCACGCGUCUAUAGAAAAUUAUUUUAAUGUGCAUUGUUUUUGCAAAAAAGGCUGUCACCAUAUAUACAGUGUAAAAUGACUGGAUUAAUUUAUUCUCUUAAAAAUCAUGUAUUUGUUAAUGUUUAUUAAAGUAAAAAAAAAACACAAAGAUAAUA
Messenger RNA from Biomphalaria glabrata, 2043 nucleotides. RefSeq lists its product as uncharacterized. Bases 318 to 1388 code for a protein of 356 amino acids. The transcript is spliced from 3 exons. NCBI's taxonomy places the organism in Eukaryota, Metazoa, Mollusca, Gastropoda, Planorbidae. The record is from RefSeq and is a predicted model, not a curated record.